CCUGCGCAUCAUCAGGUGAAAACACCCCAACUGCAGACAAUUAUGAAACCAUAGUUGACCAAACACAGUUGGACCUAGUGGAGGAUGUGAGUCUUGCCUCUGAGGAGACAAACCCAGGCAAGCAUCUGCCAGGAGAGGAGGCUGCUGCCAUGAUUCUGGCCAUAGAGGGGAAGAUCGAUUCAGUCAGUAAAAGGCAAGAGCCAGAGGGCACCGAGCCCCUGCCUUCAGGAGUGGAGGAGAGCUCUGAGCUGCCGUCUGCGUGGCGAGAGGAGAGCCAUGGGCCUUCACCUCCAGCACCGGCAGAAGAUGCUGGAGCACCAGCACCAGCGGAGGACAGUGGGCUGGUGGAGGGCAGUGACAGCUCUGUAGAGGAAAUCAUCGAGAAAGUACAUAUUACUGAAGAGGACCACCUCGUUGCUGGUGAGACUGGAGAAGAGGUGGAAACUGAGCUGCUCAGUGAGAUGGUAGGUGGAGGGCCUGAAACAAAAGAAGAAACAGGAGAAGCUGUGGAUAGUGCAGCAGCAACAGAGAUAGAGACAGCUAAUAACAAGGAAUAGAAGUUAUGUCUCUAUGAACAUCCUCUUCUGGGCCUGCUCUUCUGUCCACAUGAACAUUUUUUAAUUUUAUUGGGUUGGGAAAACAGAAAAGCUUUUAUGGAUUGUACCACAAGCCAGACAUGAAUAAGAGACAUCAGAAAAAGUUUUAUAUAAUAUAUUUUUUUUUGAAGUCAAGCUGCCAAGACUUCAAGUGUUUGAAAUACCUGAACUUUCACCUCCCCUCCACAGAGUGCCUUCUGUACACAGCUAGCACAGUGGGAUAGUUUUCCAACAGCAGCAUAAACAUUCAGUUUUCAAUUAGGAUUUUUUUUCCAGGUUCGGAUAACUAACUUCAAACCUUUGAAACCUUCAACCAGCACUAUAUAGGAUGAAGAAUACAGUGUAGCUUUUGUGUUUUUUUUAAUGAUAGUAUGUAGGCAAUUUCUCUGAGUGCCUGGACUACCAGUGUAUGGAGCUGUGUAGAGGACUGGAAGAUGAAAGUGCUCAUUUACCAGGCUGUAACUAAAUGCAGAGGUGAAUCUUCUAGUAAAUGAAGGUUAUACAGUAUGCAGUGUCCAGGACCUGAGUGAGUGUCUUACUCUCCAUUUUUAAACAUAAAAUCAUUGAAAGGCUGGUAGCACAAUGUAUGUGAUGACUUCUGCAAAAACACGGAGAAGAGGGCAUUUUUAACUAUGAGUAGGAUGUUUUAGUCUUCUAAAUCCUAGAACACUUAAAAUAUAAAGAUAACUUCACAGCUGUUAACAUUCAUGAUGAUUAAUAAUCUGUCUUUAGCUGUGUAGCUCUUCAUAUGCAUUUGUGGUUUCUAAAAUAGAUUUCUAAUCGGAGACAUAUAUAAGCCUGUUCCCAAAGGAGAGGCCAUCUAUUAUAUGUCCCUGUAGUGCUGUCCUCCAGGAGAAGUAUGCUAUUAGGGACUGUCUGGGUUAUUUUCCAAAAUGCUAAAUAAUUGUUCUGGAGCUGAAGCUGAAUGGCAAAGCUUUCAAACAAAUUUCCUGUGAAAACGGGUCCUGAAUAUAACUGCUGUUCUGAAUCAGAUAGAGAGUAGAAAUUUGUUCUGAUGGUGAAUGUUGCAAAGGGACUAUAUAUGAUAUAUUAUUGGGGACUGUGUUUACAGGAUUCUCUGGCAUAGGGAAGUAGAAUAUGGAGAAAAGGUCAGUUAUCUAAAAAGGGCAAGCACACGUUGCUGUUUUAUUAGCUUUAUUGUACAAAAGGACUUCACAAAAAUGUUUACUGUCACCAGCAAAUUAUACAAAUCCCCUCUAAGAGCUAAAUUUUGUGCUGCAUGUGCACAUCUGAGUCCAGCUGCCUUUGUGUUAAAUAAUCUAAUUGAUAUCCUUGGCCCAUCAGCCUUUUAUGUAAGCUGAUUUUCCUUGGCUAUAUCACUAAACCACCAUAAACUUUUAGAACCAAAA
Messenger RNA from Tyto alba (common barn owl), 1966 nucleotides. It is a transcript of the gene ERICH5, whose product is annotated as glutamate rich 5. The record is from RefSeq and is a predicted model, not a curated record. The transcript has 4 exons. Lineage: Eukaryota; Metazoa; Chordata; Aves; Strigiformes; Tytonidae. Bases 150 to 557 code for a protein of 135 amino acids.